AAUUUCAGGCACUCAUAUAUCGAUUUGGCUGACAGAUGAGAUGGCCCAAAUGUGGCUUUUGCUUCAAGCAAAACCAGUGAGUAUCCAACAAUACCCUUAUAAUCAAGUACUGUUACACCCUGUCGUGCAAUUAAGUUUCACAGGAAGAAAUUAAGCUGGUCUUAAAUGAUUAUAGCUGCAUCAUCUCCAUGGGUUUGGUAAUUUGAACAUGGGAAAUGAGAUGGGUAACAACAACACAUCAGGUCUGAAAGACGAAGAGAACACUACAGUUGAAGCUUGCAAGACAUCUUUGGUAGAUACUACUCAUGUAAAUGAUACAAAAGAAGAACAUCAAUUAGUACCUGAAGUUGAAAGGAAUGAUUUUGAUGAAAAAGUUGCGAACUUGGCUUAUGGUGAUCUAGAGAGAAUAGGAGAUCGUUGGGUCAAAAACCAGACUUCAAGUUUAGAAGAGCACGAAAAUACUGAAGUUCAUCCUCUUGGUAAAACUCCAAAAGUUAUAGUGGUAUCAACUGAAGCAGGGGAAAGAGACAAUAAAUUGCAAUCAGAUACUUCACUGAAUAAUGAUCCAGGACACUGGAAGCCGAUAGAGAAAAACAUGGAAGAAACUGACCUACAAGGAACAAUGCAAUACCAGCUUGAGAAGCAGGAUUCUUGGAAGAAAGAGGAUGAGGAAGAUGGGACAAUAUCCACAUCAGAGGAUCUAGAACCUAAAGAAAAUGUUACAGUUGAAGCUUGCCAAACAUCUUUGUUAGAUAAUACUCGGGAAAAUGAUACAAAUGAAGAGAAUCAAAUAGGAGCUGAAGUUGAAGAAAAUUAUUUUCAUGAAAAAGUUGCAUACUUGGCUACUAAUGAUCAAAAGACGACAGAGGAUCCUUGCAAUGAAAACCAGACAUCAAGCACAAAAGAGCAAGAAGAUACUGAAGUUCAUCCUCUUGGUGAACUUCCACAAGUUACAAUGGAAUCAAAUGAAGUAAGGGAAGAAGACGGCGAAGUGCAACCGGUUACUUUAUCGAGUGAUUCAGGACAUGAGGAGCCAAUAGAGCAAAAAAAGAAAGGAACUGAUAUACAAGCAGGAACUAUGCAAUACCAGCUUGAUAAGCAGGACUGUUUGAAGAAAGAGGAUGAGGAAGAUGGUUCAAUAUCUACAUCACAUGCUCUAGAAGCUAUAGAGUAUAAGAGUUUUGAGUCAAAUCAACAGGAGUUGGUUACAAUUCAUGCUGACCAAUCUGUAGAAGUUGGAAGUGGAUCAUUACCAGGGAGUAAGGACUGUCUAGGACCAAGUUUUACUUCUGAUUUCGAGGUGAAUGGUGAUGUCUUAGACACUGAGACGUUCAAAAAUAUGGAAGAAAGUGCUGAUUCUGGUACUGAUCCAGCAUUGGAAAGAGGGGAUGCCCUGUCACUGGAGCAAAAGGCCUGUGAAGAACUACUGAAGUCCUCAGAAGAGCAGUUUGAAACUAAGGAUCGAGAAGAAGUUGAAAAUGGAUUCACCAACAUAACACAAAUAGCAUCAUAUGAUCUUGUUGGCUUAGAAAAUAACUGCAAUGUGGAGCUUCCAACUGAGGUGAAUUUAAUUGAUAGCUCAAAAUCAGAACCAGAAGCCUUUCUAGUGAGUAACUCUCAACUUGAAGUUCCUGAACCUAAGGAUAAAUGCAUAAUUCUUAAAGAAGAAAUCAGACUAAAAGGAAAAGAGUUGGAAAAUGGAGAGAAAAAGCAUUAUACUAACCAAAUCCAACCUAGUCUACAGUCAGGGAUGGAAUCAGAACCUGACUGUGACAAAUCAAGUAAGCCUCAAUUUGAAUCUACAAUGGUUGAGCCUACACAUGAGAAGAGUGAAACGGUAAGUGUGAUCAGUCCUUUAAGCAACAAGGUUUGUCAAGCCGAGGAGCCAAAGGUUGUUGAGGAUGAUAACCUAGUUCUCAUGCGUCUCAAUAACCAACAUGAGGCUUCUGAGGACCAGUGCUACCAGGAAUCAGAAAGGAAACUUGAGGUGGUUCUGGCACUAGGAAUCAUUUCACCAGAGUUAACAAUUCCACAUUUCAGCCACAAGGAAGAGGAAUUAGUAGGGAAGAGAACCGUUCAAGAAAGAGAGGAUAACACAGAACCUUUACUUGCCAGUGAAAUGGAAGAAACAGAAAGAACAGAACAGGAUUGUUUGCCUCCAGAAGAAAAUACUGUAUUUGGAAAUGAGACUAUUCAAAGCAUCAAUGACUCAAUCCCAGAAGUGAAGCAAGAGAAUUCAGGUGAGUUUUUGGCUACUGAAAAUCCAACUAUUGAUUUUACAAGCUGGAUAGCUGAAGCAUUAGUCUCCAUGAAUAAUUUGGAAGCUGAGAUGCUUGGUCAGCAAGUUACACAACAUAAUGAAGCACAUCAAGCCGAAGCAGCAGCAGCAGCAGAAUCUAAAACUUUGGCUGAAGUUGAAACAUCAUCUGUGUCUGUAAGUUCCGGUUCUGAAACACUAGAAUUUGUUGGAAGGUCCAGCACAGUGAGCACUGAAUCUGAUCCGGAUAACUUGAAUAUUGUUCAUGCCCAGAUACAAAAAUCCCCGAGCUUCAGCCUUGAUCUCCAAAACGAAGCAAGGACUGAAGAAUCAGAUAGCACUCCAUUGUUGUAUCAAGAUAAGGCUGAAAUAGAAAGCUCAGCAAGUCAAGGUGAGAAAGUGAUUGCAUUGGAAAGAAGUGAGUCAGAGGAGUCAAAGACACCAUUUCUAGGAUUCUUGAAGGAAGAGGAAGAAACUCAUGUUGUUGUUGUUGCACAAAAUAAACAUGAGAACCACUCUCCUUCUAAGAAUUCAAAAAGAAAUCUGUGUGACUCAGUUACUGGAAAAGCUGCUCCAACUUCAUCUAAAGGUAAAGAGAAGCGCAGAAACCGGGCUUCUCUCUUUUCCAACUGCUUGUGUUGUGCAACUGUGAUCAAUUGAAGUCCUCUUAAUAUCUUCGAUAUUUGUUUGCUCUUUCUUUGGUUUUGGAGUUUUCUGGGAAAUGGAGUUUUGAUCUAUUUUUGCUUGGUUAUGAUGUUGAGCGAGUAUAUAAGCUUGUGCAAGUUAUGACAAUCCAUUGUCUCUGUUCUUUUCACUUAUUCCCUCUCUUUCAUUCUUUACUUGUUUGUCAACUUAUCUUUUGUGAUGUAAUUCCAUCUACUUAUUUGAGUGAGACAAUUUGCAAAAAAUUUUGUCAGGGGAUUGUGCCUCUCAUUGUAAAAUUUGUUCAUUUGUAUUCAUAUAUUCAACAAUAAAUGAUGAUAGUUU
Messenger RNA from Rosa rugosa (rugosa rose), 3244 nucleotides. RefSeq lists its product as uncharacterized. NCBI's taxonomy places the organism in Eukaryota, Viridiplantae, Streptophyta, Magnoliopsida, Rosales, Rosaceae. Bases 209 to 2917 code for a protein of 902 amino acids. The transcript is spliced from 7 exons. The record is from RefSeq and is a predicted model, not a curated record.